AUGGCUAGGAAGUUCAAAACUAAGCUCAAAGCAGCCAGGGACAGGUUCCGAUCAACGCGUCUUACCAUCGCCGCCGCCGCCGCCGAUGACGCCUCCAGUGACAGUCAUCCGCCGCCGCACAAUCCUGCAUCUGCUCCGCCUCGGCCUCCGCCUGCGCCACAGCGUGUGAUUGAGGAUUGCUUCAUAUGCAAAAGAAAACUGCAUCCAGAACAGAACAUAUUCAAAGCAUUCUGUUCUCACGAAUACCAUUUCAAGUGCAUCAUAGUGUUCUUCAAGAACGGCGGUCGAACAUGCCCGGUUUGUCGAAUUCGAUGGCGGCAGCUCGCCGCAUACUUCUACAGCUUACAAUUUUCGAUGCUAAGUCAUCUCGUAAAUCCGAGCCAUUCCGUCUCCCCUGUUCCGGAAGCUUCUACCAGUCGCCCGCCUGAUCGGUACAUCGAGCCUUCAAUCUUCAACGAUGACGAGGCUGUAAGUACUCUUCCUGUCGAGGCCUCCAAGGAUUUACAGGGAGUUCGACUCAAGGUGUUUCCGGAACUUCGAUCCAUCAAGAAGUUGAGCACGGUCGAAAAUUUCAACAUCGUGCUUCGCUUAAAAGCUCCGGUUUUUUAUGGAGUACCAAAAUUAUCGUAUCCUCCGAUUGAUCUUGUUGUGAUUCUUGACGUUAGCGGGAGCAUGCACGGGACGAAGCUCGUGUUUAUGCAACGGGCGAUGAAGUUCGUGAUCGAGAAUCUUGACGAUGACGACAGGCUGUCGGUUAUCGCCUUCUCCUCGGAGGCUCGACGACUGUUUCCUCUUCGGAGGAUGUCUGUUGACGGAAGGCGAAUCGCUUUACAAGAAGUUGAUCUUUUGGUUGCGACAGGCACAACGAACAUGGCCGAGGGGUUGAGAAAGGCGGCGAAAGUGAUGGACGAUCGGACGAUGAAGAAUCCUGUCGCCGGAAUUAUGCUGCUCUCCGACGGCCUCGACACGCACACGAUUUCUUACGAUUUCUGCGGCGACACUAGACACCAUCCGAAUUACCGACGACUCCUUCCCGACUCGCUCAUACCCGACGAAGUCACGAGGUUCAGAAUCCCGAUCCAUACAUUCGGACUUGGAUUCGAUCACGACGCCGGCGGCAUGUACGCAAUCGCCGACAUCACGCGAGGGACGUACUCGUUCAUCGAACACGAAGACAACAUCGUGCAGGCGUUUGCGCAGUGCAUCGGAGGGCUUUCGAGCGUCGUCGCGAAGGAUCUCGUCAUCAAAAUCGAGUACAGCGGCCGAGGGGUUUUUCUACACAAGUUCGACGCGGGAAAGUACCCUAGCGACAUAAAUCACACCCGACGGAUCGGAUGGGUCGACGCCGGGCAGCUUUACGCUGACGAGAAGAGGGACUUCCUCGCUUCGAUCCUCGUCCCAACCAACGUGUCGUCGGUUUUGAAAAUAACUUGCCGGUACCAAAAUGCCGUGUUUGGAAAACCGAUGUCGGAAAAGCCUCGCUACAUUCGCGUCCCGAGAAACGAGGUUCCUCGACGGGAAAUUGUCCCGAAACAUAUGGAGAGAUAUCUGAUCUGGGAUCGGGUAGUCGACGCGAUGGUGCACGCAAGACUCGCCGCCGACGAUCGAGAUUUGUUGCGCGCCAAGGAGAUCAUCGAGAGCGCAGCCGAGAUGCUAAGCGAGACAGAGCAAACGAAGGACAGAGAUCGGGUGUGCUUAUCGCUUGAAGGCGAACUCGGCGUGAUGAAGGAGGUGUUGACGAACAAGCAAGUGUACGAGACGUCGGGUCGAGCGUACCUUCUGUCCGUCGUAAGCUCGCACACUUGGCAGCGAGCAACGACCCGCGGCGAGUUGUCGGAGGGCUCGAUGCUGUACGAAACUCCGAUAAUGUCCGAGAUGGUUACACGGGCUCGGACAACUACGUCGAACCCUUAA
Messenger RNA from Andrographis paniculata, 1914 nucleotides. RefSeq names its product E3 ubiquitin-protein ligase WAV3-like. Lineage: Eukaryota; Viridiplantae; Streptophyta; Magnoliopsida; Lamiales; Acanthaceae. Bases 1 to 1914 code for a protein of 637 amino acids. The record is from RefSeq and is a predicted model, not a curated record. The transcript is spliced from 2 exons.